Molecule: messenger RNA, 2235 nt
Organism: Toxotes jaculatrix (banded archerfish)
Lineage: Eukaryota; Metazoa; Chordata; Actinopteri; Toxotidae
Gene: tent5bb
Product: terminal nucleotidyltransferase 5Bb
Exons: 2
Coding region: 386-1567 (393 amino acids)
Biological process (GO): mRNA stabilization
Molecular function (GO): RNA binding; poly(A) RNA polymerase activity
Source: RefSeq, a predicted model, not a curated record
GAGGCUCGCGUUAAUCCCUGCUCGGUAAAAAACCCGGUGUGAGCCCACAGGCGGCUCUGAUCUGAACAGAGAGUCGGAGGAGACAGAGAGAGGAAGGAAGAAAGAGAGAGAGAGAGAGAGAGAGAGGCAGAGGGGGACUCGAAGUUUCUGUUGUGGAGGAUGUGCAAGUUUGACAUUCUUUGUCAAACUUUGCCAUAACUUUAUUGCAUUUUGGAGGUUUCUGAAAGUUGUCCCAGAAGAGGAGACCAGAGAGAGAGACGCGCCGGUGCUGUCUGUGAUUUCCACCUCAUCCUAACAUCACCUACUCUUCUGGGGGGUUAGGGAUUGCCGCUGUCCGCACGCAGCCAACACACUUUCUGUGGACAUUCCGUUGAGUCCGGUCGUCAUGUCCUCCGGUGAUGCCUCGGAGCAGAGUCGGCGGGUCAGCGUUCUGUCUUGGGAUCAGGUGCGGCGUCUGGACUCCAUCCUUGGAGAGAGCGUCCCGAUCCACGGCCGCGGAAACUUCCCCACGCUGUCCGUGCAGCCCCGGCAGAUCGUUCAGGUGGUCAGGGCCCGACUGGAGGAGCGGGGCGUGGCGGUACGUGACGUCAAGCUGAACGGCUCGGCAGCCAGCCACGUGCUGCACCAGGACAACGGCCUUGGCUACAAAGACCUGGACCUGAUCUUUGGCCUAAAUCUAGCUGAUGACAAAACCUUCCGGCUGGUGAAAGAUGUGGUGCUGGACUGCCUGGUGGACUUCUUGCCCGAAGGAGUGUGCAGGGAGCGAAUCACAGCCCUCGCUCUGAAGGAGGCGUAUGUGCAGAAACUGGUGAAAGUUUGCAACGAGACAGACCGCUGGAGCCUCAUCUCGCUGUCCAACAACACCGGCAAGAACGUGGAACUAAAGUUUGUGGACUCGCUGAGAAGGCAGUUUGAGUUCAGUGUUGACUCCUUCCAGAUCACUCUGGACUCGUUGCUGCUCUUUGACCGUUGCUCGGAGACGGCCAUGUCCGAGGCCUUCCACCCUACAGUGCAGGGGGAGAGCAUGUACGGAGACUUUGAGGAAGCGCUGGGUCACCUUCGCUCCAAGACUAUCGCCACCCGCAGUCCAGAAGAGAUCAGAGGCGGCGGGCUGCUCAAGUACUGCCACCUGCUGGUGCGUGGCUUCCGACCGUCCUCCGAGGCUCAGAUGAAACAGAUGCAGCGCUACAUGUGUUCGCGCUUCUUCAUCGACUUCCCUGACAUAAGUGAGCAGCAGAGGAAACUGGAGGCGUAUCUGCAGAACCACUUUGCGGGCAUGGAGCACAAGCGCUAUGAGUACCUGGUGACGCUGAGGCGAGUGGUGGAUGAGAGCACUGUGUGUCUGAUGGGCCACGAGCGCAGGCAGACACUGGCGCUUAUUUCUGCCCUGGCGCUGCGCGUAAUGGCCGAACAGAACGCUAUACCUGCUCUGGCCAACAUCACCUGCUACUACCAGCCCGCUCCCUAUGUCAGAGACGUCAACUUCAGCAAUUACUAUGUGGCACAAGUUCAGUCGCCCAUGGCCACAUGCAGUAACUCUUAUCAAACGUGGCUGCCUUGCAGCUGAGCAAUGACUUAAGGUGUCUGGAGAUCUUUCUGUUUUAACUUUACAUUGAUGUAAGCUGAGCAUUUAUUAGAGUGCUCGGUACCUCUGUAGCAAAGUGGCUUUUUGUUUUGAAGCCCAAUGUGGAAAAAAAGGAAUUAUUGUAUCUUUUUUUUUUUUUUUGCCAAAUCUUAUUAUCAAAACCAUUCCACUAAGUUAUAUUGAUUAAUACUGCUGUAAAAAAAAAAAAAAACUCAUUCGAGCCAUUAUUAUUAUAAUAAUACCUUUUUAUCCUGUUGUCAUUUCAUAACCAAUGUGGACAAAUAUGAAGGGUUGUUAUGUGACGGAGGAACUUUGCUAGUUCUGUUUCUUGUCUGAUGGAGUGUCGUAUAUUGUGUCUUUAAUGAAAUGAUGUAAAUACUUGGUAUGAAACCAGAAAGCUACUUUCUUGUUCUGUCUGUGGUUUCAGCUGACCUGACUGGGAGGGGAGAAAAAGGACCAAAGAAAUACUUUCUUGUGUAGCACGACAAAGACUGUACGUGGUUCCAAGUGCCUGAAACUGACCAAUGUCUUUAUAGAAGUUGCUAUGUAAGAACUGUUUUUGAAACUUUUUCAUCCAGGUUACUGUACAUUUCUAUAUCAAGGGUCAGGGUAUUUGUUUUUAAAUCAUUAAAAAAAAAAACUGUCAAAAA